Molecule: messenger RNA, 3851 nt
Organism: Mya arenaria
Lineage: Eukaryota; Metazoa; Mollusca; Bivalvia; Myida; Myidae
Product: hydroxylamine reductase-like
Exons: 9
Coding region: 384-2288 (634 amino acids)
Biological process (GO): response to hydrogen peroxide
Cellular component (GO): cytoplasm
Molecular function (GO): iron-sulfur cluster binding; hydroxylamine reductase activity; peroxidase activity
Source: RefSeq, a predicted model, not a curated record
UAAACAAGUUAAGUACGUGCACAUUUGCAUGCCUGCAAAGAGGAAGUUUCGAAAUACGAUUGAAAGAAGGUGUCAAGUGUUAUCUUUAUCAGAAGGCAAAGAGUGUUAAUAAAUGAGCGAAUGUUUGUGUUUCCUUGUAAAUAUUCGCAGACCGGUGGACACCGAGAUAUCAAUCAAUACUUAAUGUAUUGAUAUAGGAUGCGUUUUGAGUGUAUUUGAUAAAGAACAGAACUGUUGUAAAUUUUGUUUUAUCUGCAGAUCGAAAUAAGUGCAGUGUUAAACGCAGGUACAUUUAUAAAAUCGGACAUGUAACAAUACUCAUAAUAUUUUGGAUCAUUACAUUUGUUCUCAACGAAUAAUUACUUGCACUCAUUAAUCAAGUCAUGUUAAGUCGUAGUUUAAACGUUGCGCGGGGGUUAGGCAAGGUGAGCCCCGCACUAACACGAGGGAUCAAGCCCGGGGGUCAGAGGUUGGAUGACUGGGCAGGGUCGUGGAAAGUGGCACUCAAUAGAUGUCUCGCUUCAGCGGCGAGCGUGGACACUCUAGCAAAACCAGAAAUGUUUUGCUACCAGUGUGAACAGACCAAAUCUCGGCGUGGGUGUGUCAAGGUCGGUGUGUGCGGGAAGACGCCCGAGACGGCGGCCCUACAGGACCUUCUCGUGUACGCACUGACGGGCCUCUCCGUCCACGCCUCUCGUGCGCUUGAAAAGGGCCUCUGGUCCUCGGAGGAAUGCGAUAACUUCUUCCGGGGAGCCAUGUUCAGCACACUGACAAACGUUAACUUUGACCCAGAGCGGUUUCCGGAUUACAUCCGGCGGGCGGUUGAGUUCCGGGAAGAGAUCCGGCCCCUCCUGGAAGCCGAAGCUGUGCGGACUGGGACACCCCUUGACCCGGCGCUCAACCAGGGGCCGGCUGCAUGGCAACCCCUAUUCGGAUAUGACAAUAUUGAAUACUUGGAAAGCGAAGGCCAUAAGUUUGGAGUUCUUGAGGAACAGAAAGAAUACGGGCCAGAUGUGAACGGGGUCCGCUACAUGACCAUCUACGGGCUCAAAGGUCUGGCCGCGUACUCCGCACACGCAGUGGGGCUUGGAGAAUCCGACCCCUGGGUGCCCAGAUUUAUGUACCAGGCGCUCAGUUUUCUGGUGAGCGGACCGGAUGACAGACGACAUGACCUUGGUGCAAACCUAGAAAUGGCUCUAAAGGUCGGCGAGGUGAACAUGCGCGUCCUGGAGUUGUUAGAUCGCGGCCAUCGACGCCAGUUUGGCACGCCCAAGCCGACAACAGUCAGCACUCAACCAAUAUCCGGCAAGUGCAUCAUGAUAUCGGGUCACGACAUGGUGGACCUGUCUCUCAUACUUCCUGCCGCCAAGGCUGCGGACGUUAACGUGUACACGCACGGCGAGAUGCUCCCCGCGCAUAGCUACCCCGGGCUCAACAAACACCAGAACUUGGUUGGCCAUUUCGGCGGCGCCUGGCAGAACCAAAAGAUCGACUUUGCGGCGUUUCCGGGUCCGGUUCUCGCCUCGACCAACUGCGUGAUUGAGCCACUCCGAUCGUACAGAGACCGCCUUUAUACGCUCAACGAUACAGGGAUCAGCGGCGUCAAGCAUAUAGACCUCCACAAUCCCGAACACAUGGAGGCGCUUAUGCAGCACGCCAAAUCAUGUGCUGGAUUCGACGACAAGACAGCGGCAAAACACUUCGACAAGAAGUUACUUAUCGGUUUCAGCAGGGAGGCUAUAGUCGAGCAUGCUGAGACGGUUUUGGACGCUGUAUCCAAGGGUGACUUAAAGCGGCUGUUCGUCAUCGGGGGUUGCGACGGAUCGGAACAUAAGCGGAGCUACUUCACAAACCUUGCCAAGUCACUUCCGCCGCAGACGCUCAUUCUUACCAUGGGCUGUGCUAAAUAUAGAUUUAACGAUCUUGAUUUCGGAACGCUAGGAAACACCGGAAUUCCGCGCGUCCUUGACAUGGGCCAAUGUAACGAUAGUUACGGAGCGAUAAUGGUCGCCAAAGCGCUUGCAAGCGCCUUGAACACCGACAUCAAUAGUCUCCCUCUUUCGAUCUCGCUCUCGUGGUUUGAACAGAAGGCCGUCGCAGUUCUUCUAUCCCUGCUUAGCCUCGGAGUUAAGAACAUCCGGUUAGGACCGGUUAUGCCAGCCUUCCUGACCCCUGCCGUCCGUGAGGCGCUUAAAGAGAAUUUUGGCCUUGAACCCGUGGACAUUCGGCAUCCAAUAGAGGAUAUGGAGGAAAUGAUGCAUUAUGAUGAAAAUGAAAAUAUUAAGUAGAUGAAAUCUAUGACAUCAUUUUGGUUGGUUCUGAAAUACACACGUUCGUCGUGCAACACGUUCCGCACGUGUUUUUGUUGAGCGUAAAGAGAGCCUUUGUUAACUGUGAGCUAUUAGAAUAAUUUUGUACUUCUGUAAAUGCCAUGAAAUGUUGUUAAAACAUGUGCUGUAGUACUGUAGUGUUGGUGCAUAUGUUUGCUCGGAUGCACUAAUGUUUAUUUUGCCGGAUAUUGUGAUUAUUUCCAUGUAUAUGUUUAUAUAUUUAUAUUGUUAUUUAUAACGCUUGUUUGGUAAAAUAUUUGACGAAAAGUUAUGAACAAAUCCUCUUGUUCAUCAACACUUGAUCUACACACUACCUGUGCGAGGAGUCACAUGUAUGAACACUGUAAUAUACCUUAUAAAAGCUGCGAACAUGAUAAACAUAAGUCGAUCACAUCAUCACUGUUUUUUCUUCGAUUUAUUUAUUUUCUUCAUUGAAAAACAAACAAACUCAUUUUACAUAAUCAACAUAGGUGUGUUAAACCAGCACAAGAGCAAUAAAUUGAAAUUAUUUUUAUAACACUUUUUUUCAUAAAUUUCAAAAUAAUGAUUGCAUCUAAUCUAAUUUCCCAAGUCAAUUCCAAACCUGGAAAUACGAAAUAUUCUUGUUCUCUCUAUAUAUUCUGUUUCUGCCCAUUACAUUCUCAUACACGUAUAUAGACGACAUCAGGGGCAUAUUUAUGACAAUCAAGUUCUUUUGAUUACUUUUGUCAUGAUUUAUGUUGUUAUUAUUUUAAAAUUAUAUGAUGUUUUUAUUGAUACUGUCUUGUUACUGUUGUGCAGGCAGUGGAGGAUUUCAGUAUUCAUCAAGCUCCUUUUUUACUACCUUUACUUGUUAUCAGGGCUGUGAAUAUUUUAGGACCAGAUGUAUAAAAAAAAUAAUUAUAUAGAUUAUAUAAUCAAUUAAUGUACUUAGGUGAAGACUAACAACCUGUUACCCUCACAAGAGGUACUUUAUCCUGAGUACUCUUAACAGGAUUUUAUGUAAUUGUUACUAUGGAAAAUGUCUGUCUGUGAUAAGAAAAAUGUACACAUUUAUUAAGGUCUCAAAAUAAUUGUCUGUCCACACAAUAUAAAAAUUGACAGCUCAUUUCAUAAUUUUUUUGUUAUAGCUUUAGAUCAACCAAUACUCAAGAAUUUGCACAUGUGUACAUGUACAUAUACAAAAUCAAAGUAUACGGUUUAUUGUGUUUAUAUUUUUAUAGUUUGUAUGUUCAUGUCCAAAACAAAUGCCUUAAUGAAUUUUGUAUAUAUUUUGCAACAUUUGAUGUUGAUUUCUUACAAUGAAUGGCUUGCUUUUGACUAACAAUAUAAAAUUUAGUACAGAAAAUAAAAAUUUCUUUACCAUCUUUUAUUAUUGGCUUAUUUAAAUGACAAUUCCAAAAUAUUUAACUCAAAACAAAGCCACACUUGUUUGAGACGCUGCUAUCUGUUUGUUUUCAAUCUGGUUUGCAUUAUGCUGUGUAGGAGAAUACCUGAAAUAUCAAUAUGUAAUACGUUUGAUAUAAGAUUUAUAAACCAGUU